Molecule: messenger RNA, 4301 nt
Organism: Solea solea (common sole)
Lineage: Eukaryota; Metazoa; Chordata; Actinopteri; Pleuronectiformes; Soleidae
Exons: 9
Coding region: 394-2583 (729 amino acids)
Biological process (GO): regulation of transcription by RNA polymerase II
Cellular component (GO): nucleus
Molecular function (GO): DNA-binding transcription factor activity, RNA polymerase II-specific; RNA polymerase II cis-regulatory region sequence-specific DNA binding
Source: RefSeq, a predicted model, not a curated record
ACGAGGAGACAGCCGCGAGGACAGCGAACAGAAGGCGGGAGAACAUGGAACAUGAAACCUAUGGUCUUCAUGUAGGCUUUGCCCCGGACUGCACCACCACCACCACCGCCGCCACCACCUGCCCUCCCGGUACCGGUCAAUGAGAGCGAGCAGCAGCUCAGUCUGAAUCCUCCCUCGUUCUCUCUCUCUCUCCCUCUCUCUAUCAUGCUUUCCUCACCUCCAUACGAUGAAGAACACACUCGUCUUAUUUUAGCAACACUGCCUUCCUCCUCCUCCUCCUCCUCCUCCUCCUUGUCUUCCUUCUCUCUUGCCCUCCUCCCUCUCUCCUGAGUUUUGACUCCCUCUCUUUUUCAAACACACACACACACACACACACACACACACACACACGUCAUGAAGCGUGGGUCGAGUGUGUUGCAGCCUCCCUCUGAUGCGGCCAAACGACACACACACACACACACACACACAGGCGGCGUGUGCGGUGAACACACGGCGGACGCGCGCGCCGAAGGUUCAAGCCCUUUCCCAGCAGCCACCUCUCUGUUCAGCCCUGAUGUCAGCACCAAGAUGGCGUCCGACCUCCUGAUCAGGCUGUCAGAGGCCACGCAGAAAGUCCAAGUGCAUCCUGGGAGCCAAGUGGAGGCAGAACCUGAGCGGCGUGAGGCCCACCCGGAAGCACGCGGCGGUCAGCAGGACGAGCCCGGCCCCGCUCUCUCACCGGACGGCCCUGGGGCCAGUCCAGACCCGCCGCCGCUCACGCACACGGCCGACGGCAACGCGACGCCGGACACGCUGGCCUCUGACCUGCUGAGGAAACUGGCGGAGCGACAGGAGGAGCACUGUCAUGGCGUCAGGGUCAAAGAAGAAGAAGAGCCGGUGGAGGUGGACGCCGUGGCGAUCUCUGACCUCAUCCACGAGCGACCGCUCGCCACAGAGAUGACCUCAUUCCCGCCCAAAAUGCAGAGCUGCCGUCUGUUCGCCAUCAAAACAGAGGAGCAGAGUCUCAGCAGCAACAGGACAACUGAGCACCUGCUCCCCCGAGCCAAAAUGGCCGACCGCUGUCUCCUUGGCCUCAAGAUGGAGGACGGUUUCUUCCCUCGAGGGCCCCACGUUGGUGCUGAGGCGGCCGUCGGCGUCAACGAGUUUCACUUUAGAGUGAAAAUGGAGGCUCAGGACGGAGCCAAGAUGGCGGAGGAGCUUCUCUCCGGAGCCAAGAUGGAGGACCAGUUUCUGCUGAAGGCGAAACACCUGUCAGAGCGGCCAAAGCUCGGCCACAGCAAGUGUCUCUCAGGAGUGAAGAUGGAGGAGGCGUUCCCGUCAGGAGCCAAGAUGGCCGACCGGCUCCACCCCGGAGCCAACAUGGCUGACCAGGUGUUUUCCAGAGUGAAGGCGGAGGAGCAGCUUUUCUUUGGAGCCAAAAUGGAGGAUCAGUGUCUGAGGGCGGUGCUGUGGCAGGACAUGUCGGUGAACCUGGCGUCAACACUGCUGCACCAGCUGUCAGAGAGGGUCACUAAAUCCACCGGUCAGCUGAUGGAGAGGUCGACUCCGCCCAUCAGGAGCAGUCCUGUUUUGAAGCUGAAUGUGGACUCGCUCCGCCCCCCCACACUUGUGAACGCCCAGGAACCUGUACAAGAAACUCAAACCAGCGUCAGCAGAGCUCAAACUACAGGUUAUUUCUACAGGUGUCAUGUGUGCGGGUUUGAGACGGAGGGGCGUGUCCUCUUCCAGAGUCACAUGACGGAACACCGCCAAUGGGAGCGCGGCUCCUUCUCGCUGCACUGUUGUGUGUGUGAGCACUCGACCAAUCAGGAGGCAGAGAUGAGCGUUCACGCCCACACACACGUGCACGGAGACACGGGCGUCAACGGAGACGCCAGCUGCCCCGUCGUCACCCCCCCUCCCCCCUCCCUCUCCUCCAGCAGGGCUCCUGCAGUUGCCAUGGUAACCCAGCCGGAGACGAGCAGCUCUGAGCAUCGCUGCCGCAUCUGCCAGAGGUCGUUUCCAGGGCAACAGGAGCUGCUGGUUCACUUCCAGGGUCAUCGCCAAGGCAACCAGUACCGGUGCGACCGGUGCGGUCACCUGACGCGGACGGCCAACAAGCUGGUGGAGCACGUGCGCGUGCACACGGGCGAGCGGCCGUUCACCUGCGACCUCUGCCCUUACAGCGCCAAGAGGCGGGACAGUCUGCGUCUGCACUGCAAGGUCAAACACGCUAACGCUAACGCUAAUGCUGGCGGCGGUGGAGCGGCGGACACGCCGGGCGACGUGCACACGCACCGAUCAUACGUGCACGGAGACAAUCAGCGCUCACACAAACACGUGCAGCGUCUGCACACGCGGCCGCACACACACACACACACUGCUGCACCUUCAUCAUCAUCAUCAUCGUCGUCGUCGUCUCUCCCUCCUCUUCAUCCCUCGCUCUCUGACCGAGCAGGAUGGAGAGAUUUAUCUCCUCUCAUCCCCAUCACUACACUCAUCUCUCUGAAGCCACGCCCCCUUUCAGCCUCCUCUUCCUCCUCUUCCUCCUCCUCUUCUUCUAAACACUCGUUUCUCUGUUACCUUGGUCUGACAACAUCUUAAUAAACUCUCCUUCUUCCCUUUCUUCCUCUCCUACCUAUCAUCUCCUCAUUUCCUGCCUUCUUCUCUACUUCUCUUUGCUUCUCCUGUUCUCUUACCUUGUUUCCUCUCCUUGAUUCCUUUUUUCUCCUCUCCUGCUCAUCUCUCCUUGUUUCCUCACAACUUUCCUUUCCUUCCCUGUUUCCUCCUCUCUUGGUGUCCUCUCCUCCUCACUCCUUGUUUCCUCCCCUCCCAUCCUUUCUCCCUUUCUUCCUCUCCUUUAUCCCUUUCAUCUCCUUGUUUCCUCACCAACUGCCUCCUUUCCCCUUUCUCUCCCUUCCUUUCCUCACUAGUUUCCUCCUCUGUUCUCAUUUCCUCACUCGUGUCCUGACACCAUCUCCUUUCCUCUCUUUUUGUUUCCUCACUAGUUUAAUCUUUCCUUCCCUGUUUCCUCCCUUGCUUCCUUGCUUCCUCUGGACUGUUGAAGUGAUGGAUGUAAACAAACUGCUCGAUGCACUGAGAACUGUUUUUUUGAAGACGUUUUUUUGCAUCCUGCUCGUGAUGAUGUCGCUGCCUGCUGACGCUGACGCCGCCCACAGAACUCCACGCUGUUUAACCGCGUCACAUAUUUACUGCCUGUCGCUCUCGUCCUUCACAAACCACGCCCCUCAAAAUCCUCCCGUUACUUUGAGACUCUUUCGUUGUCCGAUCGCUCGCAGAGAAAAUAAAAGUCUAAACGCCUAAAGUUUUUACUGUCGGUUUUCAGUAAAAGUUGCGAAAUAACUUCAUUUUAACAAUCAGCUGGGAAAACAGCUCACUCUCCCACACCAAAGCCCAUAGAGAAAAUCAGUGAUUUAAGCUUGUGGGGACACAGCAGCUGCUGGUCUACUGCUGCCUCGUGUGGUCACUUUGUGUCACUGAGGUGAAUCUGAAUGAUGUUUUUCAAAUGCCGAAGUGACAAAAUAAUAUUUUUGAACUGAGUGACGGAGGCAGCAGUGGAUCAACAGCUCCUGUGUGCUGUGGUGUUAAAAUCACUGAUUUUCUCUGUGGGCUUUGGUGUUGUUGGAAAAGUCUGUCUCACAGUGAGAUAAAGACGUGAACGCGUUCUUAAGACAACGUAGACUUAAACUGACAUAGAUUUCAUUAACUGAGUUUUGUUAAGUGGCUAAAAUCGAUGCAUGUCAUUUGUCGUGAUUUUGAGACGUUUCUUCGUUCUUUUUGGGGGAUUUUUGAGGUCACAUGGUUUCUGUCGGACGGUGAUUAUAUUUCUAAUAUUUGUGUUGUAUAUUGAUAAUAAUGUGUUUGUGUUUACAUACUUACUACGCGAGGCUCCUGUAAGAGCUUGAAAUGUCUUCAUUUAAAGUUGCACUAUGUAGUUUUAAUAAGACAUAAAUCAUUUGAGAAUAUUUAACUGUUUAAUUUAUAAAAAGAACAACAAUUAAAAUAAUAAUAAUAAUAAUAAUAAGAACUCUUUACCAAACCUGAAGGUUCAGUGAAAAUAAAGAAAGAUUAAAAAAACAUAUAUAUAAUAUAAAAGCAGAGACCACAGAGCGCCCUCCUGUGGUCGGAGUAAGAAGUGUAUCUCUACCUGCACGUUUCAUCAUCACUUUACUUCACACACACACACACACAGACACACAAGCAUGACACUCAUCACUUCAUCUCUUUUAUUUUGAAGGUUAACUGCUGUAUCCUGUUACUGUUCGCUGCUGCAAUGAUCAAUAAAGUUUGAUUUCAUCUGA